GUGAUCGUAAAGAAUAAAUUUUCAUACUCAGGAUAUAUAUAUAAUUAUUCAAAUUUUUCGCGUAUUUAAAUUUCCCGAUGUACGUUUCAUUGACGUAUAUCGAAUAAACCAAUCGCAUUACUCAUUACACCUGCCUCUUAAGUUUCCGGAAGUCGGCGUGAAGGUUCGUACGAUUGAAAACAGAUGAUCUUUACACGUAUUUUAAUAAAAAUACAAAGCAGAAGAAAUAGAAAUAACUUAAUAAAUGAAAAAUACUAAUAACAGUUGUAGGGAUAGGGGUGUCGAGUGCAUCUUGAGACGCAUAAUAAAGUCACUGCUAAAUGGAUUUAUCUCGUAGUGAAUCCAAUUGAAAUCACUCAAUUAAUCGCAUCUCGAGAAGAGAUAGUCACCGUGGUAAUUUAAUACAAUUUGCUGACACGUACAUAGUGUUCAUAUGUCGUCCUAUAUUUACAAAAUUCUUACAGUCCACUAGGCUCUCGCGUCUGAUAAAUUCUGUAAAGGUAAAGAACUCUUAAGAAAGGUCGUACUAAAAGUCGUAUUAUAAUAUAUCACAAUGCCAGCCCAAUUUGAAAGUGCAAAUAGCCCCAUAACAAGAGAACCUACCAUGAUGAACGGCGACAGUCCAUACAGCACUGGCGAAGAUGUAGUCAUUACCGGUUUUUCGGGUCGUUUCCCAGAGUCAGUAGACGUAGAUGAAUUUAGGAAAAAUUUAUUCGAAGGCAUCGACAUGGUCACAGAUGACGAACGACGAUGGCCUUCUGGCAUGUACGGCCUUCCCACGAGGACUGGGAAACUUAAAGAUCUGAAAUCGUUCGACGCAACCUUUUUCGGUGUACACGCGAAACAGGCUAACGUAAUGGACCCACAGCUACGUAUGCUUUUGGAAGCAACGUACGAAGCGAUAGUCGAUGCUGGUAUCAAUCCAAACGACAUUAGAGGAUCUAAAACUGGCGUGUUCAUCGGUGUUUCCUCCUCGGAAUCAGACGAAUAUUGGACCGGCGAUCCGGAACUAGUUAACGGAUACGGAUUAACCGGUUGCUGCAGAGCUAUGUUUUCAAACAGAAUAUCUUACACGUUUGAUUUCACCGGUCCAAGUUACGCGUUAGACACAGCUUGCUCUUCGUCUUUGUACGCGAUGCAUCAAGCAAUUGCUGCGAUACGUGCCGGAGAAUGUGAUUCAGCUAUCGUCGGUGGUUGCAAUCUUCUUCUGAAGCCUACUGCUUCCCUUCAGUUCCAUAGGUUAAGCAUGCUGUCCCCCGAUGGUACUUGCAGAGCCUUCGACGCCGAUGGCAAAGGAUACGUUAGAUCCGAAGCUGUCUCGGUUGUUUUCUUGCAAAAGUCAAAGAACGCCCGAAGAGUUUACGCUACCGUGGUACAUUCGAAAACGAACACCGAUGGCAACAAAGUUCAGGGUAUCACAUUCCCCAGCGGUGAUAUGCAAAACAAAUUAAUGCGCGAGGUUUACGCAGAGGCUGGCGUUAACCCUGCCGACGUCGUGUAUGUCGAGGCACACGGAACAGGCACGAAAGUUGGAGACCCUCAGGAAAUUAAUUCGAUCGCGAAAUUAUUCUGCAAAGGUCGAAAAACUCCGUUGUUGCUCGGUUCGAUAAAGUCGAACAUGGGCCACGCAGAACCGGCCAGUGGAGUCAGUUCUAUGGCGAAAUUGUUUAUCGCCAUGGAGACCGGUGUGAUUCCGGGGAAUUUGCACUUUAAAACUCCAAACCAAGAUAUACCCUCGUUGAGCGAUGGUAGUAUACAGGUUAUAGAUAAGAAUACACCAUGGAAAGGUGGACUCGUAGCAAUUAAUUCGUUCGGUUUCGGUGGAGCAAACGCUCACAUUCUUCUUCGUAGCAAUCCUAAACCAAAGUUAUCACCAGUUUUAGAUAGUAAAUUACCGAAGCUCGUCACUGUGUCGGGACGCACUGAAGAAGCUGUAGAAGUACUUCUAGAGAAAGCCAAAGAAUACGAAUAUGAUGAUGAAUUCGUUGCUCUCCUUCAUGAUAUUUACGCGAAUUCUGUAACUGGUCACCUUUACAGAGGAUACUCCGUUAUGGGAAAUGUUAACACCCAGGAAGUUAACUCGUGCGUUGGUGAAAAACGUCCUAUUUGGUUCGCAUUCUCUGGUAUGGGAUCCCAGUGGCCGGGUAUGGGCAGAGAGUUGCUUUCUAUUGAAACAUUCCAGCGAAGCUUACACAGGUGUGCCGAUGCAUUGAGACCGGAAGGAAUCGAUUUGAUGCAUCUGAUUCAACACGGAACAACCGAAACCUUUGCGAACGUUGUACAUUCUUUCGUGUCAAUAGCAGCUAUCCAAGUUGCGCUCGUUGAUCUAUUAGCGCAUUUGGGUAUCCAACCUGACGGUAUCAUUGGACACUCCGUAGGAGAAUUGGGAUGCGCCUAUGCCGAUGGCACCUUUACACCGGAGCAAACUGUUCUGGCCGCUUAUUGGAGAGGAAGAAUGAUCUUGGAUUCAAAACUCGAACCUGGAGGUAUGGCUGCUGUGGGAUUAAGCUGGGAGGAAACCAAAGCACGAUGCCCACCCAACAUAAUGGCAGCUUGUAACAAUUCCGCCGACUCUGUAUCUAUUUCUGGACCAGUCGAGGACGUCCUCAAAUUCGCGGCUGAAUUGAAACAACAGAACAUCUUUGCGAAAGUUGUAGACAGUUCUGGAGUUGCCUUCCAUAGCAAAUACGUGGCACCAGCUGGUCCAAAACUACGCACCGUUCUGGAGAAGGUUAUUCCAAACCCGAAACAAAGAACUGCAAGAUGGAUCUCCACCUCUAUACCCGAAGAAGCUUGGGGUACCCCGUUGGCGCAACUCAGCUCUCCAGCUUACCACGUGAACAACUUACUGUCGCCGGUUCUCUUCCACCAAGGGCUCGCUCAUGUUCCAGAAAAUGCGAUAGUAAUUGAAAUUGCUCCGCAUUGCCUGUUGCAAGCAGUUCUACGUAGAUCUCUGCCCCCAACUGUGACCAACAUUGGUUUGCACAAACGGGAUCAUGCAAAUAACAUAGGAUUCUUCCUGGAAAAUAUUGGAAAAUUGUACAUGGCCGGAGCGCAACCUAAAGUGUCCAAGUUGUAUCCACCUGUUAGUUACCCAGUUGGACGUGGUACACCCAUGAUCAACUCCCUCGUUAAAUGGGAUCAUUCCACUGAAUGGAGUAUUGCUGAUUUCACUACAAAAGGUGAAUCCGCCGGAGAAAUGGUUAUAAAGAUCGAUUUGUCCAAGGAAUCAGACGCGUAUUUAGCCGGUCAUGUCAUCGAUGGAAGAACUCUUUUCCCAGCUACCGGUUAUAUGGUACUGGUAUGGAAGACUUUUGCUAAGUUACAGAAGGUCGACUACGAAAAGUUGCCAGUAGUAUUUGAAAACGUGCAAUUCCAACGAGCCACCAUUAUGCCAAAGGAGGGAGAGGUGAAGUUUUUGAUCAAUAUAUUCAUGGGAACAGGUGAAUUUGAGAUCUGUGAAAACGGAUCUGUGGUAGUAAAAGGAAAGAUAUCCGUCCCAGAAAACGACGAGAAAAUGUUGCUAAACAUUCCUGCGCCUGUUGUUCAAAAUCAACCCGACUUGCUGGAAUUGACUCCGAAUGACAUUUACAAAGAACUUAGAUUAAGAGGAUACGAUUACACCGGAGUUUUCCAGGGGAUUAAGUCUGCCCAAAAUCGUGGCGUUAUUGGUAAACUCCAGUGGGACAACUGGAUUGCAUACAUGGACACCAUGCUUCAGUUCUCCAUAUUAGAAAACGACUCGAGAGGACUGUACGUACCAGUACGUAUGCAGUACCUUGCUAUUAACCCAACGGUUCAUUUAGAAUAUGUUAAGAGCUUCAAAGAAGACGAAGGUGUUCCAGUUUAUUCUUAUUCAAACAUCGGUGUCGUUAAAUCAGGAGGCAUUGAAAUCAGGAAAAUGAAAGCAUCCUUGAUUUCAAAGAAACAACAAUCUCAAUCACCCAAAUACGACAGGAACACAUUUGUGCCUUAUGAAAAUCUUCAACCAUUCGCGCAGGAUCCCGAAAGAGCUAAGCUCCAUGCUCUUACCAUUUUACUCCAACUUGUUCAAGAAAAUAUACCUGGGCUAAGAAUUAAAGCUGUUGAAGUAGCUGGAAAUCGUCCUGUAGACGUUCUUCUCGCGUCCACUGUAAUGGACAUAUUUUUUUAUGAACCACUGUGUGUUGUUGAUAUGCAAUUGAUCACAUCCUCGCGCGACCAAUAUGCCAGCUUAGAGUCGUUAGAUGUGAAGAUCGUAUCACGCGACGAGAAUAAUGGACCAGUUGGUCAAGAUCUGAAUCUCGUAGUAGCGGCUAACGUGUUAUCUAAUAAGGCACUGAAUGUGUUGAAAAAUUUGUCAAACAGUUUGAAGCCUGGUGGAUUUCUAUUACUUGAAGAAACGAAUCAAAAUGAUGCUAGUUUAGUAAAAGAUCCAAGUUUGAUUUAUGUCGCUAGCCAGUCUUUGCUUGGAAAGACGUACUUGUUACUUAAAAAGAAAGAAGAGAGAGAAGAAGUGAUUGUUAUACAAAUGACUGAGAAGAACUUUGCAUGGCUUGAUAAUGCUAAGGCAGCUCUGAAAAAAGCUGCAGUCAGUAAACAGGAUGUUAUCUUCGUUGGUCAGGGUGAAGAAUUACUUGGUAUGACUGGAUUCAUGAACUGCAUGCGUCGUGAGGAGGGUGGUUGGAAUACACGUUACGUGUUCAUUAUGGACAAAAAUGCACCUAAAUUUAGUCUAACUGACAAAUUUUAUGCUUCACAAUUGAACAAGCAAUUGGUAGCCAAUGUUUUGAAAGGAGGACAUUGGGGAAGCUAUCGUCAUCUGCGAUUGGAUCAACAAAGCGGAGUAUCGUCUCUUCAAGUUGAACAUGCAUACAUUAACGCAUUGUACAGAGGUGACUUAAGCAGCUUACGAUGGAUCGAAAGUCCACUGAGCUACUACCAACCAGAAAGUUUCCCGAACACAGAAUUUUGCCAUGUCUACUAUGCACCGUUAAACUUCAGAGAUGUUAUGCUGGCAACUGGAAAAUUACCACCCGAUGCUCUUCCUGGAAAUUUAGCUAAUCAAGAUUGUAUUUUGGGCCUUGAAUUUUCUGGUCGCAAUUCGAAAGGUAAAAGGAUCAUGGCUAUGGUACCGGCACGCGGUUUGGCAACUACUGUCGUAGCUGAUCCUGGAUUUAUGUGGGAGGUCCCUGACAAAUGGACCUUGGAACAAGCAGCUACAAUCCCAGUCGCUUACGCGACAAGUUAUUAUUCUCUUUGCGUCCGAGGUGGUCUAAAACCCGGCGACUCUGUUUUGAUUCACGCUGGUACCGGAGGUGUAGGGCAAGCAAGUAUCGCGAUAGCUUUGCACGCAGGUUGCAAGGUAUUUACAACUGUUGGAACGCAAGAGAAACGAGAUUUCUUGAAGAAAAUAUUCCCUCAAUUGACCGACCGAAACAUCGGCAAUUCUCGAGACACCAGCUUCGAACAAUUGGUACUUAACGAAACCAACGGCCGUGGUGUUGACAUAGUGCUUAACUCAUUGGCCGAAGAAAAGUUACAAGCUAGCGUAAGGUGUCUCGCUAUUGGCGGUCGUUUCCUUGAAAUUGGAAAAUUCGAUCUGUCCAAUGAUGCAUCUUUAGGAAUGUCGGUAUUCUUGAAGAACGUCUCUUUCCAUGGAAUACUUCUGGACGCUAUCUGUGAAACUGACGGUCCAGAAAGAAAAGAAGUAGCAAGACUGGUUUCAGAAGGUAUCAAGAACGGCGCUGUGCGUCCUCUUCCAUCGACCGUUUUCUCAGAACAACAGAUUGAACAGUCCUUCAGAUUCAUGGCUACCGGUAAACACAUUGGUAAAGUUCUGUUGAAACUUCGCGACGAAGAGAAACAGAAGGUCGUACAGCCGUCGCCAAAGGUGGUCGCAGCCAUUCCAAGAAUUUACAUGAACCCAGAUAAGUCCUACAUACUGGUAGGCGGUCUUGGUGGAUUUGGUUUAGAACUUGCAGACUGGAUGAUCAUUCGCGGCGCCAAGUACAUAGUUCUGACCUCAAGAUCCGGAAUACGCACAGGAUUCCAGUCGUUGUGCGUCCGUCGCUGGCGCGAAAUGGGUGUACACGUUACGAUUUCCACCGCAGACGUAACAACACUUGCCGGGGCAAAACAACUGAUCCUGGAAAGUAAUAAAAUUGCUCCGGUCGGUGGUAUAUUUAAUCUGGCGGCUGUUUUACGCGACGCGCUUUUUGAAAAUCUUGAAGAACGUGAUUUCGUUAUAUCGUCAUUACCAAAGAUAGUUGGAACUAAAAAUUUGGACGCAGUGUCCCGGGAAUAUUGCUCUGCAUUGGAUUACUUCGUUGUUUUCUCGUCCGUUUCAAGCGGAAGAGGUAAUUUAGGUCAAACGAACUACGGUCUUUCCAACUCUGCUAUGGAAAGAAUAAUGGAGCAAAGACAAGCAAACGGUUUACCUGGUCUGGCUAUUGAAUGGGGAGCUAUUGGAGACGUCGGUUUAAUUUUAGAAACAAUGGGUAAUAACGAUACUGAAGUAGGCGGUACUUUGCCACAACGUAUACAAAGCUGUCUCGAAACAAUGGAUGUGUUCCUUCAACAACCGCAUCCAAUUCUAAGUUCCUUUGUUUUAGCAGAUAAACGCAAGAACGCAAACAGCUCGAACAAAGUUAGCAUUGUUCAAGCGGUUGCUAAUAUUUUAGGCAUUAAGAAAGUAGAAUCCGUUAAUCCCGCUAUUAGUCUGGCUGAUCUUGGAAUGGAUUCUCUUAUGGGAACAGAAAUCAAGCAGACUCUUGAAAGGGGCUAUGAUGUAACAUUGUCGGCACAAGACAUUCGUGGUUUGACAUUCGAAAAAUUAAUGAAACUGAACACUGAUGUGGGUGAAGAAAUAACAAGUACUUCUAAUACAGUCUCGCAAGAGAUCGGUAUAGAUUUCUUAUUCCAAGCCGAUGGUGCAAGUAUUAUACCCAUGGAAUCUGUCGUGCAACUGACGUCGAAGAAUUCAAAGGGUAUACCUAUAUUCUUCAUUCACGCCAUUGAAGGAAUAGCAGCCCCCUUCAAAGAAUUGGCCGGUAAAUUGAAUCGACCUGUUUGGGCCUUGCAAUGUGUCGAAAAUACUCCAUUAAGUAGUAUAGAAGAUCUAGCUGCGUUCUAUAUUAAGAAAAUACAAACCAUUCAAAAGAAGGGACCAUAUCAUAUAGCUGGUUACUCGUUUGGAAGUUGCAUUGCGUUUGAAAUGAGUAUUCAACUACAGAAAGCUGGGCAGGAAGCAGUUGUGACAUUUAUCGACGGUUCUCCAGACUAUGUAAAGUUACAUUCUGUAGAAAUUGGAAAAAGAGCUGUCGAAAACGACGACGAGGAUGUGAUUAACGAUAGUUUCCGAAAGGCUUUAUCAUUCUUUAUCAUACAGUUCAAUAAUAAGAUUGGCAUGCGUGAGGCAUAUGGCAUAUUGAAAGCUGAACCCACUGAUGAAAAAGUUUUUAAUAAAAUGGUGCAAUUAAUAAAUAGUACGCAAAUAAAGGCUGAAGAACUAAAGAUUGCUAGUGUCUUAUUCCAUAAAAAAUUGUAUGCAGCUUAUAUGUACAAACCAAGCACUACGUACAAUGGAGACGUUUUACUAAUUAAAGCCGAAGACAACUUUUUCCCUUCGGAAAGCGACUACGGUAUAUCAGAGCUUUGUAAAAAGACUGUGACUGUGAAAACAUUGCCAGGAAAUCACAGAAGCAUUUUGGUAGGAGAUAGUGCAUCCAAAAUCGCAUCCCUGUUACAAACGUAAACUUAUUUUCAAUUAUAAAUAAUGUAAAGAAUAAGAAUAUAUUCUGUAACAUUUAUAUCAUUACUUAAAUGUAUAUAAGUGUUACACAGAAACGUUCCACAAAGUUUUAAUGUACAAUGAUAUUAAUAGUAAUCAUCAAAACUUAAUAUUUAAUAUUUAAUAUGAUUUCUACAUAAUUUUCUGUAAAGUUCCUUUUGUACAAACGUUUCUUCCUUCAGGUUUCUACACGCAUUGUUUAUAUCAUCUGCAUUAUUAAAUUAUGUAGCCCUUUUCUCUACUUUUUAAUCAUAAAUAUCUUAAAGUUGGUGAAAUGUGAGAAGUGUAUCAAAACAAAAGAAAAAAAAAAUAGUUUUAGUGUUUUUUGUAUUUUGUAGUCUAUAAUAGUUUCAAGUACACUACAAAUGGGUAUUACUAUAAAUAUUUAGCAAAUCUUAAAUAUAAAUAUUCAAGUUAAGUUAAAUUUAAACUCUAUUUAGAAAUAUCUACUAUAGGUCUCUGUAAUGGUUUAUAGUGGACAAAUUAACCAUUACUUGGACAUAUAGUGCACAUGUGCAUUUUGUUCAGUGUCAUUUUGUAUCUAGAUUUCUGAGAAACCAUGUCAUUUUUACACAGAAGAAAUAUGUACAAAAAUAUUUAACAAAAAAUAUCACGAAGCAAGAAAUAUCUCUUA
Osmia lignaria (orchard mason bee) is the source of this 8405-nucleotide messenger RNA. RefSeq names its product Fatty acid synthase 1 (gene FASN1). Gene Ontology annotation, molecular function: fatty acid synthase activity; phosphopantetheine binding; 3-oxoacyl-[acyl-carrier-protein] synthase activity. Lineage: Eukaryota; Metazoa; Arthropoda; Insecta; Hymenoptera; Megachilidae. The record is from RefSeq and is a predicted model, not a curated record. Gene Ontology annotation, biological process: fatty acid biosynthetic process.